GGCUUGUCUGGGGUGUGGACUUGAAAAGAGGGCAGGGUAAAAGUGGGCGGAUGGGUAGUUUCUAGUGUUUGUGCAUUUAGACUCCGAGUCUGAAAUUAGUAUCCUUGAGAGCAGCAGGAAUUAGACUUGAAGAGACAAUCAGCGACCUAACACACUGCCAACAUGCUGAUCCUCCUCGGUGCCAUCUUUGCCCUUCACAUCAUAGGCAUCGUCCUGCUCCUGGUGGCGACUAUUGACAAUGCCUGGUGGGUAACUGACGACAUAUACACUGAUGUUUGGGGCCGAUGGAUUAUGACAAAUAAUGUGUGGAACCUCACAGACCUUCCCUCAACCUACCCAUCCAAUUACCUCCAGGCAGUGCAGGCCAGCUCGGUCCUCGCCUGCAUAUUCUCCAUCCUGGGAAUCUUCGUGUUCCUGGCUCAGCUUUUCACCCUACCAAAGGGACAUAGGUUCACCAUCUCUGGUAUAUUUCAGCUGCUUGCCUGCCUGUGCAUCAUGAUCGCAGCCUCCAUCUACACAGACCGCUUCCACCUCGAUGAGCGCAACGGUUGGUACGGCCACUGCUACAUCCUGGCAUGGAUCGCCUUCGCCCUCACGUUCUUCUCCUGCAUCACUUACUUCGUGCUACGUAAGAAGACCGCAUGAGAGGGACACUAGAGUUUGCUCCAGCCAGCCCCAAAAUCUUUGGCAGGAUCUGCUCUUUCAGCUGAAAUCUGUUUGUGUCAGAUUUGAGCUGCUAGUGUAGAUAAACGCUGAUCCUCUCAAAUGCAUACCGGUGUUUAAUUGAGUCUGCUUUCAGAUAAUCAGGGUUUUAGAAUUUGUGAUUAUUUCUGCGGUAAACGGCAGACUCAGUCAAUCACAUUUGUAUUUGGGUUUAUUUUUUAACUGGGCUGGAUUUUUUGAGGGCAUCUAAGGAUUAAAAAUAUUUUGUUAACUGAAAGUAAAAGGCCUUUGUGUUUAUAAGAUGCUAUGAUAAAUUAAGAUCUAUCGAUAUUCCUGGCUUUGAAGAAAAGCAGGUUGAAGAGUAAAAUCUGUGGUCUUUUUAUUUCUGUAUUUUUUUUUGCAAUGUACAUUUACACAUGAUAGAUUGUUAGAUUAAAAGGGGAGAGAUUUGGAUUUUUGUUUAUUAUUUUUUUGCAAUAUUUUAUUCUUAGUUCAUCUGUUUUAUUUCGUCUAUCGGCUCUGGUUUUACUUCGUAUAAUAUGCCACUAAAUAAACAGUGUAAUUACAAUGUGAUGGCUUCGUAUGUUAAAGCUGGGCCUGUUUAAAGUCUUCAAAUUCUUUCUUAUUUCUGUGUAAUCUCAUAAGAUUGUACUAUGAUAAAAACUGACCAACGAUAACACAAUAUAGUUCAUUUUGUAAUAUUUUUUGUGAGGAAGACACCAAACCAAGCCAAAUAAUUUACAUAGUUGGAGGAAACCUAAAGCAGAAUGUCCUGCUUCAUGUAUCCUCAAAGAAACUGUCUUACGCAGAGCGGUAGAAAGGCAACAGCCUCGACUCCUGAAGCAUGAGAUGUAACAUGUAAAUAUGAUUUGUUCCCCACAAUUCUCUGUAUGUCUGAAACUGUUUUAUUUUUGUUACUAUUAUGUGUCAUUUUGAAUGACAAUGAAAAGGAUUUUUACAAUAUUAAAACUUGAUUUUCAAUCAGUC
Molecule: messenger RNA, 1650 nt
Organism: Amphiprion ocellaris (clown anemonefish)
Lineage: Eukaryota; Metazoa; Chordata; Actinopteri; Pomacentridae
Product: epithelial membrane protein 2-like
Exons: 5
Coding region: 163-645 (160 amino acids)
Cellular component (GO): plasma membrane
Source: RefSeq, a predicted model, not a curated record